AUGAGCCAAAAUUCGCAACCAAAAAAAAUAAUGAUCCAAAAUAGAAAAAAUAAAAAUACUGAAAAAGGUUUGGCUAGUGAUAAUCGAAAUAAAACGAUUACUAACAUCAAUAAAAGUUCGUCCAAUAUCCAACAAGCUGUUGAAGGGACUGCCACCCCAAUUCAUGAGCGAGCUCAAAGUGUAAAAGAGAAAUAUAAAAAUCUUCGGCUUCCGGAUUCGUCCAAUACUCAACCACCAUCUGCUGCGCCAAAGAAUCGGAGGUUAUCUCAAGAAGUAUCCGAUUUGCGUGCGAAGUGUUUACAGUUAGAACGACGAAAUAAUGAAUUAACCAAACAUACAGCUGUCGUUGCCACUAAAAUAGCUCGCUUACGAGAAGAUAAAGAAUUUAUUGCUGGUGUUAACGCAGAAUUCGGUUCUGAAAAUGACGACUUGAAAGAAGAGGUUAACGAAUUAAAAAUGAAACUCGAACAAUACCAGAUACGAUCAUCAUCUGAAAGCCUUGAUGUUAUUGAUGUUCCAGAAGAACGGUUAGCAAAACGGUUCAAAUCGGAUGGGUCAAAAAAA
Molecule: messenger RNA, 564 nt
Organism: Rhizophagus irregularis DAOM 181602=DAOM 197198
Lineage: Eukaryota; Fungi; Glomeromycota; Glomeromycetes; Glomerales; Glomeraceae
Source: RefSeq, a predicted model, not a curated record